Molecule: messenger RNA, 909 nt
Organism: Trichogramma pretiosum
Lineage: Eukaryota; Metazoa; Arthropoda; Insecta; Hymenoptera; Trichogrammatidae
Product: lipase member I-like
Exons: 6
Coding region: 1-909 (302 amino acids)
Molecular function (GO): lipase activity
Source: RefSeq, a predicted model, not a curated record
AUGGUCGGUUUUUUCACCACGAUUACGCAUUUGGAUCGGCUUGAAACUCUGGAUCUGGUGGCAUAUAGGCCUAAACUAAAAAAAAAUAGGAACGUUAUUUUAGUUGGGUGGGAGAAAGCUGUUUCUGACAUUUUUGCGUAUCACGAGUCUGUAGUGCAUACUGAAUACGUGGCUUCACGCAUCAAAUUACUUUUCAAACAACUUAUUCAGUAUUGGGAUAUUGCUUACAACGUAAAACCAAAAGAUUGGGCUCCGGUGCACUUAGUGGGGUUUAGUUUGGGUGCUCAUGUUGCUGGUCAAAUAGGUAGAUUAUUGAAAAGAAAAGAAAAAUUUACAAUUCAACGAAUCACAGCUCUGGAUCCAGCUGAACCAUGUUUUGAGGAUCAGGACAUGGAUUUAAGACUAACUAAAACUGAUGCUGCUUUUGUCGAUGUUAUACAUACCGAUGGGGCAAUGAAAAAAAAUCAUGGACUUGGAUUAAUAGAACCGAUAGGACAUGUUGAUUUUUACGUUAAUGGGGGUUUCAAUCAACCAAACUGUGCAGCAAACCUAAAACCAAAAUUCAAAUCUUAUAUAAACUAUAUGCAAAUAUUGACUCACGCUGCUAAAAACGGUCUUUGUCAACACAAUAGAGCUUUGGAAAUAUUCACCGAAACAAUUCACCAAGCGACGCAAAAAAAGUGCAAAUUCUAUGCUGUUCCAUGGCGACUGUAUAGCACACCCCAAGAAACUAAAGCAGCUCAGAAGAUCGAGUGCAAUAGUUUGAUUUGUCCUGAGAUGGGAAUAAAUGCCGAUUUAUUCCUGCAUUACAAGUCGGCAUUUGAUAGAAAAAUUUUUUUCUUCCAGCAUGUAAAUAAUUUCAUGGAAUACCUCAUCUCCAUUAAUUUAUUAAAUAUGACGACUUUUUAA